AUGGGCUCUAUAUUACUAAAUGCACCCCUAAUCCAUAUAUUACUUUCAUGCGAGGGCCGCGUAGGGCAAGUGUGUCGUAUCCUUGGUUGCGAAAGUGUAUCAAGUGUCCACUCGGCGCAGAUAUAUACCGCCCAAAGGGCUCCACAAGCCAUAGUUUCAGUCACACGAUCAGCGCACGCGACAGUCAUGUACGCUAAGUUAUUUAUGUUAUGCUGCGCGUGCGCGGUGGCGACUGCGGCGCCGGGACUGUUCGACGUGGGCUACGGGGCGCCGGCGCUCUCGCACUCGUACGCGGCACCUAUCGCUUAUUCCGCACCAGUCAUCAAAUCCUACGCCGCACCCGUCGCCGUCAAGACUGUGGCGACUCAAGUGCUAAAAGCUGAACCUAUCGACCCGAACCCCGCAUAUAGCUACGCAUACGGCGUGGCCGACCCACACACUGGUGACCACAAGGACGCGCAGGAGACCCUCCAGAACGGUGUCGUCCACGGAUCCUAUAGCUUGGUGGAGCCUGACGGCCACCUCAGGAAGGUCACAUACACAGCUGACAAGGUUAACGGCUUCAAUGCUGUCGUUGAAAGGACUGGUUCUAGCCACGCAGCGCCGGUUGCCAUAGCUCACGCACCAGUAGCUGUGGCUCACGCGCCCAUCGCCAUCGCCGCCCCCGUCGCCAAAUACUCCCUCCCCGCCAUCGGACACCCCUGGCGC
Messenger RNA from Brenthis ino (lesser marbled fritillary), 708 nucleotides. NCBI's taxonomy places the organism in Eukaryota, Metazoa, Arthropoda, Insecta, Lepidoptera, Nymphalidae. The record is from the annotation of a GenBank genome assembly.